AGAUUCCUUAAAACAACAUCUGAUCAUGGUCCCUGACAUAAGAAGAGAAAAGUUUGUUGUUCCAGCUGAGCCCGUGACUUCACUGUGAGCAGUGUGUGAGGCUCUCAGGAGCAGAAAGGCUCUGCAGGAAGCUCUCAGUCAUGACUGUGUGAGCAGUGAGACAGGAGCCGGGCGCAGAGCUGCCUGCAACACCUCCUCUCCUAAAACUUCAACCAACAACCGAGGCUCAAUCGACUUCCUAUUAUGUUUGUAUGGAAAACGUAUUGGAGUUUCAUUUGAUGGCUUUGCAAUAUCAGGAAUUGGAUUUGGUGGAGAAGAAAAGGCAGUUUGACUGGAUUAUAUGUGGAUGAAAUUAAGUUUUUGGAGGAUUGGACUUUUGGUGCCAGGGCCCUGCGGUUUACUGCAAUGAUUUUUUUGUGAUUUUCUUUGAAUGCCUGCUGUAAUUUUCUGAAAAGCGCAGAGAGCUACAGCCUCCUCCUGUUAUGGAAAACCUCACCAUGGAUAACAUGACUGUGGAGAAUGACACGUCGGUGCAGGACAAUCAGACCCUGGGUGUUUGGACUGACUACACAGUUGAAUACAAAGUGAUCAGCGUGUUUUUGGUGUCCCUCAUAUGCGGGGUGGGGAUCGUGGGGAAUGUGAUGGUCAUACUGGUGGUCCUGACCACCAAACACAUGCGGACUCCCACUAACUGUUACCUGGUGAGUCUGGCCGCGGCUGACCUGAUGGUCCUGACGGCCGCCGGGCUGCCCAACAUCACCGACGCCCUGUACGGACAAUGGGUGUUCGGGUAUGCGGGCUGCUUGGGGAUCACUUAUUUCCAGUACCUGGGAAUAAACGCGUCCUCCUGCUCCAUCACCGCCUUCACCGUGGAGCGCUACAUCGCCAUCUGCCACCCCAUCAAAGCGCAAUUCCUGUGCACUUUAUCCAGGGCAAAGAAAAUCAUCAUGCUGGUCUGGGCGCUCACCUCUGUCUACUGCGUCAUGUGGCUCUUUCUGUCAGACACUACAAAGUUGGUGUAUGACAACGUGGUGCUGCUCAGCUGCGCCUACAAAGUGUCCAGGAGUCACUACCUGCCCAUUUACUUUACAGAUUUCGCGGUGUUUUACGUGCUGCCUCUGAUGCUGGCCAUGGUUCUGUACGGACUGAUCGCCCGGAUUCUUUUCCUAAACCCGCUGCCUUCAGAUCCCAAGGACAGCACCAAGAAGUGGAAGAAGCAGGCGAGUCAGGGAGGGAGGAUGAUCAGCACCAGCUCCUCCAGCACCACCACGGCUGCCUCCCGCAGACAGGUGACAAAGAUGCUGGCUGUGGUGGUGAUCCUCUUCGCCUUACUUUGGAUGCCCUACCGGACCUUAGUAGUGGUCAACUCCUUCCUGGACAAGGCCUACCUGGACACCUGGUUCCUGCUCUUCUGUCGUCUCUGCAUCUACCUAAACAGCGCCAUCAACCCGGUCAUCUACAACGCCAUGUCCCAGAAGUUCCGCGCUGCUUUUAAGAAGUUGUGUCACUGCGGCCCUCAGCGUAUGGAGAAACCAGCUUCUUACAGUGUGGCACUAACCUACAGUGUGAUCAAGGAGACGUCCAAUGGGGAAAGUCCCGACCACUUCACUACAGAAAUGGACGAGCUAAACACGCCGACAGAUCAGUACUUACCAUCCAACAUCCUGCCAAGUGCCAAGAAGAUGCCGUUCGAGGGGCCAUCCCUGUUGGGGAGUGAUGUCAAAGCCUGACUGAAAACAAACUUUCCACCUAAAAAGGAUAGCAGAGAUUCUGACAGCUGCAGUAUGGAACCAGUCACCCAUCCAAUUUAAUUUUUCCAAAGUUUUACUCUGGGAAACGUUUCUUUUAUUUCAUGAGACCAUUUGCCAAAAGCAUGUCAUCAAGUUUAUCCUAUAGUUGCAUGAUUGGUUUGGUUGAAGCAAACUGCUUCCAUCCACAUCCUCCUCCCUCUCCACUCUAAACAGAACCAGACUCUGUUAAAUUAAACACUACAAUAUGUCACACUUAACAGCAGGAAGUUUCAGAAGUGGAUAUCAUAGGGCUGAGUGAUAUGGCAAAACAUUUCAUCACAAUACAUUUUUUUCACAUCGGUCUACAGAUAUUUAUCAAGAUAUAAAUUAAGUCACUAUUUUUGUUAAGGUUAAGAUUCCCUAGUGGGUGCAGAACCGGAAAGACUACCAGGAAUUGUGUAAGCUGCAGACAGAAUCUAUUUAAAUGAAUAAAUUAUACAAAAAUAAACAAAAACUCUUCAAUCCUGUCAGUGUAUCCUGAAGUGUGAAAUGUUUACAGCCAUGGAGCUUAUAUCUUGGGUCAGUUACUUCAUCAGUUAAAAUAGUAAUGUCACAGUUUGUUGCAGGGGUGUUUCUCAGAGAGCCUCGCUACUCGUUCAUGUGGGUGGGUCUAAUUACUGGUGAGAGUGCAAGCGCUUGCAUUCUGCAGGCAUUAUCAGAUGGUGAUGCUUUAGGUUUAACUUAGUUCCUGGUAUUUCCCGUCUUUGUUGACACAGAUUUUUGGCUUCAUUAAGAGUAUACAUCACCUACAGUAUCUGUUUCAUGUUGGACUUAAGUUACAUUAGCCUAGCCCUGUUUGGGACUGUGUUAUCAACUUUGUGGUCAAACAGGACUUUAAUGAGCCAAAGUAACGCCACACCACAGACGUUACCUCGUUUAUCCACAGCAGCUCUUUACAUUUAAGGUUGUGACUGCUGAGCUGUCGCUUUCUGUACCGACACAAAUCCUCAAAGGAUGUGAUCGUCUCUCCCACCUAACUAUCCAAAUCCUUAUACCAGAACAAUAGCGUGUGAUGUGUUUAGCUAACUCAACUAACCCCACAGUGCCUAUCUAAGGGAGUUGUCAGCUUCUAAAAGAGUGCCAUAUGACCAGUGUUUUUGUCAGUAACGAGUUGUGUAAGGGAUUACAAUUUGAAAUUCAGUGAUUGCAUUACAGUUACUAAUCCCAGUAAUGCGCCUUUACUUUCACAGUUUGGGGGUUGACUUGUUGUCUGUCUUACUGGUAGUUUGAUGGAAGGUUUAUCAGUUUGGUUCACGGGUUAAGAUAAGAUAAGAUAGAACUUUAUUUAUCCCGAGGGAACUUGUUGUGCAGCAGUUGCAGUACAAAACAGGAAGAGUGCAAAUAUAUAGAGUGCAAAUAUAACAAAUCAAUAAGGUGCAAAUCCAAAAUAUACACAACGCCAAAAAAUAUAACAGGUUAACGGUAAGGAUCACAAUAUCUGAUCUGAGGUACAGGUGAGUGUAUAUGGUUAAUUCAAAAUGUUCAAUGAUUAUGUCAAUGAUAGUGAUGUCCUAUUAUUGCACAUUAUGUCCCAUAAUGUUCCAUAAAUCAGAGAGUUGUAAUGGUUGUAAUAAUAGUCGUCGGAGAACUUCUGCAGGUGGCAGGACUUGCAGUUGUAAGUCCGAGGUGUAGAGGGUGAACAGAAAGGUGACAGGACUGUCCCCUGUGGGGCCCCUGGUCACUGGAGGUGUGGGGAGGAGGGGAGCCUUCAAAAAAGAAAUGCAACUAGCAGUGACUCCAAAGUUUUCUUAUAUACAUAUUGUGUCGUAGUAGCUGUCUUGCUAACGUGACUUCAUGCAGUCACUGGGGCUAACGUCAAGCUAGCUCUUGAUGGUCAGUAAAUACCUCUGUAGGCUGGCUGCUCAUCUCGUUUUCAUGUUCUACACGUGUUAAAUACAUAAGCUGUAACAUGUGGGUGUGGAGGCUUUGAAGUUGUUUAAAAGGCUUGAUGGACUGGGCUGGGUAACCAAAGUAAAGUAACGCGUAAUGCAACAAAUUUGAAUUACUUUUGCCGUUGAGUAAUUAGUAAAGUAACGUAAUUACUUUUAAAAUUAACACAGCAUAUGACUGCUUGUUAAGCCCUCGUUAGCAUCUCUUGUGUACUGUGCUGGGGACGGUAAGGAUUUGUAGGACACGCUUUGUUUCUGUGUUGGGAUUGGGUUAAUAGUACGCUGUCAAGCAAUCUAAUUUAUCUACAGUGUACAAAUUUUCUAACUUUCUUAUCAAGGAAAUGUUCUAUCGUUAUCAGUGUUUACAUCGCCCAGACAUAGGAUACUAUCUCAGUGACACCCAGGUUUUACUAUCAAGUCUUUCCUCUUUGUUCAUGUACCUCCCGACCUGAAACCAUGUAAUUCAAAUGAAUCCAAAUGCACAACACUGUGACAUCAUGCUACUAGAGAGAAAGCACAUGGAAUUACAUGACCUUUUGAAAGCAGAACAGGACAGAUAUUACAGACACUCACUUAAACCUGCUGUGUCAAUUUAAAAUCUCCUUAACUCUAAUUAUUUCUGCAGGGAUAUUAGUCCUAACAGUGACAGACACACCAAAGCCUUACGUUGCUUUGGUCACAUGUGAAGAUGACCACAGUGGACUCUGUGAGGAGCCUGUGAAGGUCAGUGGUCAGUGUAUAAUAAUGAAGAGGAAAUGUGUAACUCUGAUGUGCAGACAGAGAGGCUGUUCGUCAAAGGGUCAGAUAACUGUCACGGCAGUAAUUCACUGAUAUUGGCUGAGACUGCAGAGUGCAGUGAUUUUCUGUGAUUUAUCAGCUCAGCAAAACCCACAGAGCAAUGAUGGAAUGUGUAAAUAGAUUUUGACAGAAGUGCCAUACUUAAGUUGGUGCAAUCCACAGUAUGUACACCCUGCUAUUAAAAGGAGAAUUUUCUGCUGUUUAUUUGAGCUACGUAUAUAAAUUGAAGAGCACUCAGAGGGAAUGAAUACUGAGUGAACUAAAUGAAAGGGACCUGUUUCAUACUGAGCAGCAGGCUUUUUUUGUCUAUACUGUAAAGUUGUUUGAAAUUGAUUGUGCAGUGCAAUGUGAAAAAUUAAAAAUUAAAUUAAAUGUUGUGUUUUCAAAUGUGUGCCAGCAAUUGCAUUUUUAAAGUAAUAGCUUGUUUUGAUCCAUUGUUCCAUCCGCAUGUUUUCUAUCAUUUCAAACCAGUCAGUGGAAGCUAAUAAGCUCCAAAGAGGACUAUGUGAAAAAAUGUAAAAAAACAAAAAAGGUUUGAAGUCUGUAAUUUGUAGCGUAGAGUACCUCUCACUUGUGCACCACUUUUAUUAAUUUCUCUGUUUGUUCUCAGUUGAAACGCACAGUUGUGAUGGAGAGGUUUUCUGUUUUGCAUGGUACGCAGUUUGCAGCAUGAACGCAAGCUUUUGUGAUGUGAACACAAAGAUGACAAAUUCUGAUACCUGAUGUAUUUCCAUCUGAGGCGACGCUUUGUGCUCAUUUCUGUCUCAAUAUAGCUUUUUUCUGCUCUUGCUGUUUGAUGGAUUGUUUUGUAUUUUGUAUUGUUCUUUGUCUAUAAUAAACAGAGACAAUAAUUGCA
This is a messenger RNA of Siniperca chuatsi (mandarin fish), 5333 nucleotides long. RefSeq names its product thyrotropin-releasing hormone receptor a (gene trhra). Gene Ontology annotation, molecular function: thyrotropin-releasing hormone receptor activity. The coding region runs from base 483 to 1730 and encodes 415 amino acids. Gene Ontology annotation, cellular component: membrane. The transcript is spliced from 2 exons. The record is from RefSeq and is a predicted model, not a curated record. NCBI's taxonomy places the organism in Eukaryota, Metazoa, Chordata, Actinopteri, Centrarchiformes, Sinipercidae. Gene Ontology annotation, biological process: phospholipase C-activating G protein-coupled receptor signaling pathway.